Messenger RNA from Coccidioides immitis RS, 3300 nucleotides. Its product is annotated as ATP-dependent RNA helicase DOB1. Gene Ontology annotation, cellular component: nucleus. The transcript is spliced from 6 exons. Gene Ontology annotation, biological process: maturation of 5.8S rRNA; RNA catabolic process. Bases 76 to 3300 code for a protein of 1074 amino acids. Gene Ontology annotation, molecular function: ATP binding; RNA binding; RNA helicase activity. NCBI's taxonomy places the organism in Eukaryota, Fungi, Ascomycota, Eurotiomycetes, Onygenales, Onygenaceae. The record is from RefSeq and is a predicted model, not a curated record.
CGCAAGAGAGCUUCUGCGUCCUCUGGCUGUUUGAUUGCACGACUGUCGCGGGUUGUUAUUAAGCGGUUAAGCGCCAUGCAGGAGCUUUUUGACGUCUUUGAAGAUGCUCCAGCAUCCGGAGCUACGUCGACUCACCCUGUGAUACCUCGAGCAAAGAAGGAUACAACCAAGAAGAGACAGGCGAAUGGAGAAGUCAAGCAGAAUACGCCCAUUGCGGAUGUGAAUGGAGCUGAGCAGCCAUCUGGAGACUCGGCACAAAAUGAGAGCGAGGCGUUUGCUGAAUUCGAGGCCGAACAACCCGAGGCGAAGCGACCCAGAGUCGAGCCCGAGCCCGUUGUCGCCGACACCUUCGAAACAGAGCAGUCCCGUGAAAUUGCGGCCUCGGCUGGGUUACAGCCAGCCCAAGAGGGCGCUGCUGUCGUCCUUUCGCAUCAAGUCCGACAUCAGGUUGCUCUGCCGCCGAAUUACCCCUACGUGCCUAUCUCCCAACAUAAGCCGCCUGAGACACCAGCCAGGACGUGGCCGUUCAAGCUUGAUCCCUUCCAGCAAGUAUCCAUCGCAUCCAUCGAACGAGGUGAAAGCGUUCUUGUUUCCGCUCAUACCAGUGCCGGAAAAACUGUCGUCGCUGAAUAUGCUAUCGCCCACUGCCUGAAGAACAAUCAGAGAGUCAUAUACACAAGUCCUAUCAAAGCGCUAAGCAAUCAGAAGUACCGAGAGUUUGCAUCUGAAUUCGGGGAUGUAGGGUUGAUGACUGGCGAUGUGACAAUUAACCCAACGGCAACUUGCCUCGUCAUGACCACAGAGAUUUUACGCUCCAUGUUAUAUCGCGGAUCCGAGAUAAUGCGAGAAGUGGCGUGGGUAGUCUUUGACGAGAUCCAUUAUAUGCGAGAUAAAACCCGUGGUGUUGUUUGGGAAGAAACGAUCAUCCUUCUCCCUGAUAAGGUCCGCUACGUAUUCCUUUCCGCUACGAUUCCCAAUGCCAUGCAGUUCGCCGAAUGGAUCACGAAGACCCAUAGCCAACCAUGCCACGUUGUGUAUACCGAUUUUCGACCCACUCCCCUUCAGCAUUACCUUUUCCCUGCAGGUGGGGAAGGCAUUUUCCUGGUAGUCAACGAGAAGGGAAAUUUCAAGGAGGAAAAUUUUCAAAAAGCUAUGGGCGCAAUUGCGGAUAAAAAAGGAGAUGACCCCGCGGACGCAAAUGCACGCGGAAAAGGGAAGGGGAAAAAUAAAAAGACGAAUAAAGGGGGCGAAAAGGGUCCGUCCGAUGUGUUUAAGAUCGUGAGAAUGAUCAUGAUGAAAAGCUAUAAUCCGGUUAUUGUGUUCAGCUUCAGCAAACGUGAAUGCGAGGCGCACGCCUUAACCCUGAAAAAUUUAAGCUUCAACGAUGACUCCGAGAAGGAAAUGGUUACCAAGGUGUUCAAUAGUGCUAUUGAGAUGCUCUCGGACGAGGACAAAAAGUUGCCGCAGAUCGAGAAUAUACUUCCGCUCCUUCGACGUGGAAUCGGUGUGCAUCACUCCGGCUUGCUGCCAAUCCUCAAAGAAACUAUCGAGAUUUUGUUUCAGGAAGGCCUCAUCAAAGUCUUGUUCGCUACGGAGACGUUCUCCAUCGGAUUGAACAUGCCGGCGAAGACAGUGGUUUUCACAAACGUCCGAAAAUUUGAUGGGACCAGUCAGCGAUGGUUAACGCCUUCAGAGUUCGUGCAAAUGUCGGGUCGUGCAGGCCGUAGAGGCCUUGAUGACCGCGGAAUUGUCAUCAUGAUGGUCAACGAGGAGAUGGACCCAACUGUGGUAAAGGAAAUAGUCCGUGGUGAACAGGACAAACUUAACUCGGCAUUCUACCUGGGCUAUAACAUGAUUCUCAAUUUGCUAAGAGUGGAAGGGAUAUCUCCAGAGUUCAUGUUGGAGCGCUGUUUUGCGCAGUUCCAGAGCGCAUCCAGUGUUGGAACAUUGGAGAAAGAACUUGAGGAUCUGGAAAAUCAGCGGGAAAAUAUGACCAUUUCUGACGAAGGCACGAUUCGAGAGUAUUACGAUUCACGACAACUUUUGGCUACGUAUAACGAUGAAAUGCGAAUAACGAUGUGCAGACCAACUUAUUGUCAGCGCUUCCUCGACCCUGGGCGGCUUGUUCAUGUUCAACAUGGAAAAAUCGAUUUUGGCUGGGGCUUGGUUGUCAAUUUUCAACAGCGCAAACCUCCCAAGAAUGUCUUGGAAGAAUAUCCACCACAUGAAAGCAUUAUAGUAGACGUGCUUUUAGACAUUUGCGAGAAUGCAUCAUUCCACAUGACAGGGGACCAGACAUUACCUCCCGGAGUCCGACCUGCCAGGAAAGGCGAGAAGUCUACUAUGGCAGUGGUCCCCGUCGUCUUAAGCUGCAUUCAGGCAUUUUCCACAGUGAAAGUCACGCUACCCAAAGAUUUAAAGUCUGCCGAAUCAAAGAAAUACACAAAAAAGAUUCUUACUGAGGUCCAACGGCGAUUCCCAGAUGGCGUUGCGGUGUUGGAUCCCAUUCAAGACAUGGGAAUCAAAGAGGAGCCAUUUAAGAUGACAAUGAGGAAAGUCGAAGUUGUCGAGGCACGUUUAUUAUCAAAUCCCCUCCACAACUCUCCGCGGCUGCCGGAAUUGUACGAUCAAUAUGCGACAAAGGUGGAGUUAGUCAACAAGAUUAAGGAAACGAAGCGGAAGAUUUCAGACGCAAUGUCGAUUAUUCAGCUUGAUGAAUUAAAAUGUCGAAAGCGCGUUCUGCGCCGGUUCCAGUUCAUCAAUGCAUCCGACGUUGUGCAGCUGAAGGCCCGAGUUGCUUGCGAAAUUAGCAGCGGUGACGAACUGAUGCUGAGCGAGCUGCUGUUUAAUGGUUUUUUCAACACCCUUACGCCCGAGCAGUGUGCAGCAGUGCUGAGUGUCUUUGUUUUCGAGGAGACAGCAAAGGAAACUCCGGCUAUAACGAACGAGGAGCUUGCAAAACCACUUCGCGAAAUUCAAGCACAGGCAAGAACCGUUGCAAAAAUUGCACAAGAAUCGAAACUUGCAGUGAAUGAAGAGGAGUAUGUGCAGAGCUUCCGGUGGGAACUGAUGGAAGUCAUCUAUAAGUGGGCCAAAGGUGGCUCGUUUGCAGAAAUAUGCAAGAUGACCGAUGUCUACGAAGGCAGCUUGAUUCGAACAUUCCGUAGGCUAGAAGAGUGUAUGAGACAGAUGGCACAGGCUGCAAAGGUGAUGGGCAGCAGCGACCUGGAGUCUAAAUUCGAAGCCUCACUAUCGUUAGUGAAACGUGAUAUUGUCGCGGCCCAGUCUUUGUAUCUAUAA